GAUUCUCUUUUGUUGUUAGAUAACAAACAUACCCAAAGAAGAAAAGAAAAAUGGCGUCCACAAGGUUUAGUGGCUUUCUACUUAUGUUCAUUCUUCUACUACAUGAAGGAAAUUCUUGUGCCACCAUUAUUACCCAUCAAGCAAAGGGGAAAACAGUGGUUGCUAAGGGCAAUAAGCUCGCUGCAGUGGAUGAAACCAAAUUGGAAAUUUCAUAUGGUGUUCCUGCUGCCAUGGCUGAACUUAGCGACACAAGGCUUAGAGGAAGAAAAAUGAAGCUGACGAGAAUGGGUUUGCAAGAAAAGAUGAAAGAGGAAUCUUUAAACAAAGAAGACUUGGAGUUUUCAGGUGCAGCUCAUUUUGUAGGAAACUGUGACCAUAGAACUGGGAAGAGGAUUUUGAAUGGGAAAUGUAAACGGAUGAGUGGUAGGAGGUCUAAUCCUUUGAAGGACAAAAGGGCUCGUUUUACGGAUUUCAGCGCCGAUUAUCAUGUGCCAAGACCUCACCCUCCUAAGAAUAACUGAGAGCGAGGAAGAACAGUGGCGAAGCCCUCAAAAGAUAGCCAUGUGUUAUCUUUGUCAAUUUUGGUUUCAUAUAUUUUAUUUUCUUUGAUGGGUGUUCUAGUGAAUACAAGUGCGAAAUAUCAAUAUUUGUAUGUAUGCAAAUACAGAUGUAAUUGACAUUGAAUAGAAAUCCAUUUUCAUUUAAAGGUCA
Messenger RNA from Manihot esculenta (cassava), 711 nucleotides. RefSeq lists its product as uncharacterized. The record is from RefSeq and is a predicted model, not a curated record. Gene Ontology annotation, biological process: cell differentiation; regulation of root meristem growth; positive regulation of cell population proliferation. Gene Ontology annotation, molecular function: growth factor activity. The coding region runs from base 51 to 521 and encodes 156 amino acids. NCBI's taxonomy places the organism in Eukaryota, Viridiplantae, Streptophyta, Magnoliopsida, Malpighiales, Euphorbiaceae. The transcript has 3 exons.